This is a messenger RNA of Penicillium arizonense, 525 nucleotides long. RefSeq lists its product as uncharacterized. NCBI's taxonomy places the organism in Eukaryota, Fungi, Ascomycota, Eurotiomycetes, Eurotiales, Aspergillaceae. Bases 1 to 525 code for a protein of 174 amino acids. The transcript has 5 exons. The record is from RefSeq and is a predicted model, not a curated record.
AUGCGUGUCGCUCUUCUUACCUUUUUGUGCGGUGCUUUGGUCAAUGCCCUCACUGGAGAAGAAGAUCUAGAAAAGUGGGGUGGGCCUAGAGGUGGGAAUAAGGUUUCCCACGGGGGUAAUAAUAUUGGUAAUGGAGAUGGUGGUGGGAUUGACAUUGACACUGGGGGUGGUGACAUUGGGGACAUUGGGGUUGGGGUUGGCGGUGGAAGGGGUGGGGGUGUUUGCGACCCAGCCGCUUGUGACGCCAAGGUGGCCAAUCGGGUUACUGCGACAACGGUAGUGGAUCUCCUAGUUUACUUGGACUUAUCCUUGGACAAACUACGCCAGGCUGCACCUGUGUCCCAAACCCGCCAGAUUGUGAUCCUUCUUCUUCUUUGCGCGUCCGGCCUGACCUGUUGCAAUGGAGCCUGCGUCAACCUUGAUACCGAUGCAAGCAACUGUGGAACUUGUGGGAACACUUGUCCUGCUGGGUCAACAUCGAGUUGCUCAUCAGGCAGCCUUACCUGCUUAGGUAGUGAGAUUUGA